AUGAAGCUUUAUCCUUUCAUGUCACUGGUGGCAAUGGUCACUCAAGUCUUAGCUGCUCCAAAUCCCAGCCAUUUAAAAUGGUUUGCUUGCUCCGACGGCACGUCCAAAACAAGCGAAGACUCUGCUGCUCCAAAAGCGGAAUGCGCGUUCUACAGAGCGCCACUUUGUUAUCCUGGAAUUUGUAACGCACCAAAGCACGCGGAUCCGAUCGUCAAGAUUUUCGUCAAGCGUUUUCCAGCUGUAAACAAUCCAGAAAUGGCCUCGAAUAUGUGGCUUUUGCAAGGAGGUUCGGGGCAUGUUUCUGCGAGUUCGAUACAUGCAGGAUUAAAAGGAGCAGUGAAUGUGUAUACGAUGGAUCAUCGUGGAACCGGUCGUAUUACAUUACUGGAUUGCGUUGGAAUGCAGCUCGGGUCUCCGUCGAUCACGAGCGCUGCGACGGAUGUGGCAACUUUUAUUUCUGACUUUACAAAUGGGUUGAAUACCAUCGUGUGUGGUGUAAGCUAUGGCACUGUGGUUGUGGAACGUUUAAUGCACCUCAAUCCCCCUCAAGUGACGGGGUACGUUCUGGAUAGUAUUGCUACGACUUCCGGAGCAUCUCGAGACAAAACCUUUUUCGCUUCAGCUUGGGACUCGAAUUUUGGAGAGGUGGGUGAUGCCUUCCUAGCAUUAUGCGCGACAACAAGCGAGUGCAGCAAAUGGUUUGUGUCGAAAAGUCUGCCAGCCACGCUUCAAGAUGUGAUUACAAAGUUUGACAAAAAACCCAAAUCGACGUGUGCUGCUCUUGUGAGCAAGUUGUAUCGCGACCAGAGUAGUGAGCCAGCUUCAUACCUUCUGCGCCGGACUCUGUCAAUCCUUCUUAUGGACGCUAGCUUGCGCACACUAAUCCCCCCUAUUGUUUACAGACUGAGUCGUUGUAAGUCCAAAGAUGUCGACGUGCUGAGACAUUUCUUUAUGGCUUCAAUUGCAGCUCAAUCCGUACCAAGCAACGACAGCGCGUUUGCAUCGUUUCUGCUUUACUACCUCGUCGUCUACUCUGAGAUGUGGGAAAAACCGACGCCAUCGACCUCAGAAAUGACGUCGCGUGUCACGAAUGCGCUAAUAUCGUCUGCACAAGUGUAUUCGGACGUCCCGAUCUACUGUGCUUUCUCGAAAGAAAAAUCCCCCGUAUGCGACCAACUUGAUGUAGGAAACUACGACGGCAACGGCAUUAUCUACGAGGUUGACAAAUAUUGGAACAAGAGUGCUACGAUUCCUCCUCAGGCUAGUGUUCUUUUGCUGAGCGGUACAUUGGACGUGCAGACGCCGCACAAAUAUGCUGAAAGUUUGCUGGAAGUACUUAUUGGUGAGAAGAAGGAGUUGGUUGCGUUUGAGUACGCCACUCAUAACGCCAUAGUGUCCACUCCAUUAAACCAUGGCAAGGAGACGUGCGGCAUGAAGAUACUGUUAUCAUACGUGAAGAAUGACGGCGAUUUGAAGCUUCUUGACAAGUCUUGCGUCGAUGAGAUGCCCGCGUUCAGUAUAUCUCCAAAACUUGACGAUCAGUACCACUAUCUGAGCACGGACGAUGCUUAUGACGGAAGGUACAAUAAACGUCUGUCUGCGAGUGCAUCAAGCUGA
Molecule: messenger RNA, 1617 nt
Organism: Peronospora farinosa
Lineage: Eukaryota; Oomycota; Peronosporomycetes; Peronosporales; Peronosporaceae
Source: the annotation of a GenBank genome assembly